AUGUGCUUCCCACAAGCGAACAUCAUAAACGACGAAGAAAGCUCCCACCAUCUUUAUCUGGGUUUCUACCAAAGGAAUAGACGACGGGGUUUCUAUGCAUCGCUCUUCCAUGUGGCCCUGAUAUGUCCAUAUUAUCUUCUGACUUACAGGAAACAAGGUCACGCCUUCAUUAAGCUUAUUAGAGAAGAUUCUUUCUUCCACCGCUGGACUCCUGGAGAAGAUGAGAAGCUCUUGGCAUACAUUCAAGAACAUGUUCAUGGAAGCUGGAGAGCUUUGCCUUCAAAAGCUGGCCUGCAAAAAUGUGGGAAAAGUUGCAGGUUGAGGUGGAUAAACUAUCUUAGACCUGAUAUAAAGAGAGGAAAAUUCACUCUUCAAGAAGAACAGACCAUAAUUCAACUUCAUGCUCUCUUGGAAUCAAACUUUUCAGAUUCAAGAAAUACAGUUAUGAUCAAGAAUUUCAGCCACCGCUAUCUCCGGUAAAUUUCCUUCAUUUAUGGUUGAAAUGUCUGGAGUGUUGAUGAAGGAUGAAAUCUUUCAUGUUCCUCAAGGCCAACAAAAGGGACUCUGAUAUAAACUCUGUUUCAAGCGAAAGUUAUGCAAAAGAUGCCGAUGUAAAUAAAGAAAAAACUGUUUUCUUGAAUUCGAAGCAAGAUGGUGUUAUGAAGAAAUGGAUUCGAAAGAGGUUAGAUUCUAAAGAAGGUGAAAUAGAUUCAGAAAAAUGAAGUAAAACAUGAAAGAUGAUUUGAAAUCCGUGGUAUGUUACUCGCGAGCUGAUGGAAAUGUUCCAUUAAUUGGCCUUUGGGGUCAAUCCAUGGGUGCUGUAACAAGAUGGGACCCGGGAGAUAGUUGUUCCUGCCAUGUCAUGGGAUACAGGGAAGAACCCUGCUUUUGUUGCUGUAACCUUUAGAAAGAAUAAGAAUGCUACUUCUGCCAUUGUUAGCCAUUGCAAGCUUGCUGGAAGAACUCAUGUUCUACUGUUUUACAUGUCUCUAUUCUUUAUGCUCUGUAUUGGAGAAAAUGGUCACCAUAAGUUUUUAAUUUGUUAUGCUACUUCAUUUUUCUAGUUUUGAACAAACUGUUAUUGAGU
Molecule: messenger RNA, 1087 nt
Organism: Lactuca saligna
Lineage: Eukaryota; Viridiplantae; Streptophyta; Magnoliopsida; Asterales; Asteraceae
Source: the annotation of a GenBank genome assembly